UUAUUAUUGUAAUUCAGAAAAAMAAUUAUAAAUUUUAAAAAACUUUUGUUUUUAUUUAAAUAAUAUUCUUUUUCCAACAAUCAGUUAUUGAAAAAUGGUGAAGUUGUGUUAUUUAUGUGAUAGAAAAGCGUCGAGAGCUGACAAUAUUUCUUUGCAUCAAUUUCCGAAAAAUUUGGAGAUACGUUUGAAGUGGCUAAAUGCUUGUGGAUUAACUGAAAAUAAUGAUGUAAAAAGAACUUACAUAUGUUCCAGACAUUUCAAAGCUGAUGAUAUUUGUCAAUCAAAAAUUUUUGGAGUUGUUAAAUCUUCUWYAAAACGUAAUGCAGYUCCUACACUUUAUUUAACAAAUCCACUCAGUAUUGAUAAAACUAGUAAAUUACCACCAAACACGCCGCUAUCGGAAGUAUUUGAUGAGAAUGGAGUCAGCAAUCAAUCGUCAUCAUGUUUUUCUGAGAAUAAUAUUGUCAAYCAAUAUAAUGUACUCAAUACUUUGCAAAAAAGUAAAAUAAUAAGAUUUAUGUAUAAACAUAGAAGGAUGGCUUUAUUGGGAUGAUUAUAGCUCUAAGGAAUAUAUUUCCUCUUUAUGAUCAAUUAAAAAAAGAAGGAAUGACUUAUUUAUUGACAUAUAAGCUGUCUCAAGAUUACAUUGAAACAUUUUUUAGCGCUAUCAGAAGUCGUGGAGGUUUCAAUAAUAAUCCUAAUGUUUUACAAUUUAAAAAUGCGUAUAAGCGUUUGUUAGUAAGGCAUGAAUUGAAACAAUUCGAAAAUGGUAAUUGCGCCUUUGACAAUGUAGACAUUUUACACGUAUYAUCAAACACAAGAAAUUGUUACGACCAAAUUGGACAUGCAGAUUUGCUUCAAAACACUGAAAAUCCCGAUAUUUCGGAUCACGAUUAUAUUCGUUAUUGCUGGGAUUUAUCUCCAUUUGUUGAAAAWAUUGUUCUAUAUAUAGCGGGUUAUGUUUCACACAGAGUCUCUAAAAUAAUAUUCUGUCCUGUUUGCAAAAAUCAAUUAAUUUCGGAUGAAUCAAGUGAAUCUAUGCCUYUUUUAUCUCUUAUCAAAAAUAGAGGACCAUUUAAAAUAYYAUCGAAAGAUGUUAUUAGUAUUUKUAAGACUUCAGAAAAAAUAAUUAGACAACGUUCUCAUGAAUUACUGAACAAAAAUAUAAAAAYUAUUGUUACAAAUGAAAUAUGUCGAAAAAUAGGACUAAUGUUUGAUAAUAAAGAAAUGAACGAUCAUGUUUUACUUCAAAAUUUUUCUGAUAAUCAUCGUUAUCAGUUAUGUAAAUGGAUUAUUGAAGUAUAUUUAAACACAAGAUUUUUUUAUGAAGCCAAAAAAUUAUCAGUUAAAGAUAAUUAUGUUCGGCAAAAAUAUAAUAGACUCAUUUUAUUUUAUAACCAAUAAGAAAUUAACAAACUGCAUACUAAUUUUUGUGUAAAAUAAACUUGUAUCAGUUAAACGAUUA
Molecule: messenger RNA, 1465 nt
Organism: Polistes dominula (European paper wasp)
Lineage: Eukaryota; Metazoa; Arthropoda; Insecta; Hymenoptera; Vespidae
Product: THAP domain-containing protein 1
Molecular function (GO): sequence-specific DNA binding
Source: RefSeq, a predicted model, not a curated record